CUGUCUCUGUCGGCUCGAGGCUGAGGCUGCUUGGGAGCUGCUGCCAUCGCUUCACUUGAGUAAGGUCGCGGAGGGUCUGGGAUUGGGAAGACAGUUUUAUUUUUCCUCCUUUAGUUCAUUGUUCUUGAACACACCCACUACAGGAAGGAGAAGCCUGCUGAGAAACUGGGAAGUGAAUGCCUCCCAAAUUAACAAGAUUUAUAUCGUUUUUUAGCAAAAAAAAAAUGGCAGGCAAUGAUGCUGUUCUGAAGAGACUGGAACAGAAAGGCGCAGAGGCAGAUCAAAUCAUUGAAUAUCUUAAGCAGCAAGUUGCUCUUCUUAAGGAGAAAACAAUUUUGCAGGCAACAUUGAGAGAAGAGAAGAAACUUCGAGUUGAAAAUGCUAAACUAAAGAAAGAAAUUGAAGAACUGAAACUAGAGCUGAUUCAAGCAGAAAUUCAAAAUGGAGUGAAGCAAAUACCAUUUCCAUCUGGUACCACACUACAAGCUAAUUCCAUGAUUUCUGAAAAUGUGAUACAGUCUUCACCAAUAACAACUAUAUCUUCUGAUACUAAAGAACAGAUAAAAGGAGGAGGGGAAGAAAAGAAGGUGAAAGAGAAAACUGAAAAAAAAGGAGAGAAGAAGGAGAAAAAACAACAAUCAUUAGCAGGAAGUGUUGACUCUAAGCCAAUAGAUGUUUCCCGUCUGGAUCUUCGAAUUGGUUGCAUCAUUACUGCCAAAAAACACCCUGAUGCAGAUUCUUUGUAUGUAGAAGAAGUAGAUGUUGGAGAAACAGCCCCAAGAACAGUUGUCAGUGGCCUGGUGAAUCAUGUUCCUCUUGAACAGAUGCAAAAUCGGAUGGUGAUUUUACUUUGUAACCUGAAACCUGCAAAGAUGAGGGGAGUACUAUCUCAAGCAAUGGUGAUGUGUGCUAGUUCACCAGAGAAAGUUGAAAUUUUGGAUCCUCCUAAUGGAUCUGUUCCGGGAGACAGAAUUACUUUUGAUCCUUUCCCUGGAGAGCCUGACAAGGAGCUAAAUCCUAAGAAGAAGAUUUGGGAGCAGAUCCAGCCUGACCUGUACACUAAUGAUGAGGGUGUGGCCACAUACAAAGGAGCUCCCUUUGAGGUGAAAGGGAAGGGAGUAUGUAGGGCUCAAACCAUGACCAACAGUGGAAUCAAAUAAAGUGCUUCCAUGAUGAAGAACAUUGGAGAAACUUUAAUAAUAAUAAAAAGGAAUAUAUUUGCAACUUA
Marmota monax (woodchuck) is the source of this 1228-nucleotide messenger RNA. It is a transcript of the gene Aimp1, whose product is annotated as aminoacyl tRNA synthetase complex interacting multifunctional protein 1. The transcript is spliced from 8 exons. The record is from RefSeq and is a predicted model, not a curated record. Bases 177 to 1160 code for a protein of 327 amino acids. Gene Ontology annotation, molecular function: tRNA binding. Lineage: Eukaryota; Metazoa; Chordata; Mammalia; Rodentia; Sciuridae.